GUUUUCUACUAGAUUUUGCAGCGGAUUGAAUGAGGUGAAGAGAGGACUUUUGGUUGAAGGCUUUGGGUACAUGUCUCUGAGGAGGUGGUGUCCGUCGCCAUUUGAAUGCAAAUGUGGAGGGAGAACAAGGAGACUGUGUGCUAUGUCCGUGUGUGACUGUGUGUGUGUGUGUGUAUGUGUGUGUGUGUGUGUAAGAGAGGGAGAGAGAGAGAUUGAAUAAGAAGAAAAGAAGAAAUAACUUGCCACACAUUCAGACACGUUUCCUCUUGUUUACUGGUAGUCGGUAGUCGGACGUACUUUUAGACACUGCUUAGAUUCAAGAUGUGUCUCUACAACACCUCAGAUAAAUUGUUUUUGGGACUGAAAAAAAAAGAUCUAGCUAGAUCCGUUUAAGAGAAGCGAUGCUCUUUUAACCAGUGAUCCAAGUUCUCAUUAACCAUCUGAAGCAUGUCGCGCCGGAAACAGAAACGACCACAGCAGCUUAUGAAUUCCUCUCCAUGGAGCUCAGGGAUGCACGGGCAUGAAAAGACGUUUGCAGUGAGGUCAUUCAACACAACCCUUGCCACAGACUCCUCAUCUUCCUCAUUUGCCACCUCCUCCUCAUCUUGGAGCUGCCAGCCCCCCCUGGCUUCCCACCCUCCCAGCAAAGGGCCUCUCAUCUCCUCCCUGCCCGGGGACAGCUCCGCAUCAGCCGCCUACUCUGGCCGUCCCAAGCCCAAAGGCUCCCCUACAUCCCUUGUAGGCUCCCACCACCACGGCCAUCCAUUACUGGACAUCCCUCACCUGUCCUACCCCGCCCAGACCCCUACGCCAGCCCCGUCCACACAGAGCCACUGUCCUCGCUUCCUCAUGGCGUCUCCCAAGCUUGGCGUGUCGGCGACCACCACCUCGUCUUCCUCGUCUUCCUCCUCGGCCGCUCCGCUCUGCCCGCCACCGCACCCCCCCACCGGCAGUCCCAGCCCAGUGCCCGAGGGACCCCCUAGCCCGGUGACCCCCGACCCCAGCCCUGGCGCUGUGCCCCCCGGUCCGCCGCGCGCCCACCUCAGCAUCGCCGUGAUCCUGGAGGAGCUGCACGUGCUCCAACAGCGACAGAUCCACCAGAUGCAGAUGACCGAGGAGAUCUGCCGGCAGGUGCUGCGCCUGGGCGGCGCGUCCUGUGCCUGGGACUCCCUGCCGCUCCUCCUACCCCCACUGCCCCAGCUGUGCCUGGAGGGCUCCAAGAGCGGCUCCAGGCCGUCGUCCCAGCCUGCCCCCGCCCCUGCCCCGACGCCAGCCUCCGUGCCCCCUCUCCUUGCCUGCUUCUCGUCGCUGCUCCCGCCCCAGGCCGUGUCCAAACCGCCGAAGCCCACGCACCCAUUCUCUCAAGUUCUCCGCCCUCACAAAUCCCAGCUGGACAGCUCAGUUAUCGGAGGAGGCACAGACAACCAGACGUAUCCAGUCUCCAGUGCCCGCUCCUCAUCCUCUUCCUCGUCCACCUCCUUCAGUGCUUCCAACUCCGCCGGUUCUGGCUACCCUUUGUCCCUGGGUAUGCCUGGGCGUACUAUGCAUGAGAAAUCUGCCAAUGCCCUGUCAGCAAGUGGACUCAGCGGGCUCGCGGCUCUUUCCCAUCCAGCCCUGCCGGCCGCCGCAGCCCAAGGUGCGCCCCUACCGGAACCGAACGCGUCCGCCGCCCUGGCGCUCGGGUCCGCAUCGUCAUUCUUGGGGCGCCUGCACCACACCUGCCGGUUCUGCGGCAAGCAGUUCAGCAGUGACUCGUCGCUUCAGAUCCACCUGCGCUCACACACUGGCGAGCGUCCGUACCAGUGUCCAGUGUGCCUGAGCCGCUUCACCACGCGCGGCAACCUCAAGGUGCACUUCCUGCGCCAUCGCGAGCAGAAUCCUGAGCUCUCGCUCUCUCUGCUGCCACCGGCUCUCUUCAGCGCAGGCGGCGCCGGCGAGCACAGCCAGCCCCUGGGCUCCAGCACCGGGGGAACCGCUGCCGCGGCCGCCGCUCAUCGCCAGCGGAAGAGACAGGCGGAGGACGAGCUGUUCGGCGACAGCCUGGACAUCGGCGCAUCUGGUGGUGCGAACGCAGGAGGAGGAGGAGGAGGAGGAGGGGGGUCAUCCCAGCGCACCCCACCCUCAUCCCUCCCACUGCCCCCUAGUGUGGACAUCGCCCUAAUCUCGACGGCUCACUCGCUCAUACAACUCAACCGGGCCGCAGCAGCCGCCGCCGCCGCUGCCGCCUCCAUGUCCUCGGAACGCAGUGCGCAGACGCCUUCCUCCUCCUCCUCGUCUUCCUCCACCUCCUUGGCCACCACCUCCUCCACCUCCUCGCUGGCCUCCUCUCUGAUGUCUGUUCCUGCCACCUCUGCGUCUUCCUCCAUCGCGGGGCUCCUCAAGGGCGCCAAGCAGCAGCGGUUUGACGAGAACACUCCGCCGCUCCCGACGCUGCUCCCACACUCGGCCUACUCUCAGCUGGCCCACCUUCCCAAACUCCUGUUCCCCGGUGCCUCCACUCACCACCACCCUGCCCUGGGGCUCCUCCGAUCCCCAGCCUCCUCCCUGGCUGCCUCCCAGCAUUCCUCCUCCUCUUCCACCUCCUCCUCCUCUCAACAGCUGCAGCAGCUCAACUUCCCCUUCUCCUCCUUCCCAAAGGCUGCAGCCUCGUCGGCCGCCUCCGCCAGCCCGUCCACCUCUACCCUGACCUCCGACACCUCCAAGCUGCAGAGGCUGGUGGAGAAGCUGGAGAAGGAGCCGCCGAGUCCGUCCCACUGGUUGUCUUCCACGGGGGAGGCACUGGGCGGCAGCAGUAGCAGCAGCAGUAGCAUGAGCAUGACCUCGGCCACAGCCCUCGCCACCUCCAGUAGUUACAUGAUGUCCAGCGCUUCCGGGGCCACCCAUGGCCACAACUCCUCUCCAUCCUCUUCUUCCUCCUCCUCCUCCUCCACCAUGCUGACACCAGCGUCCACCUUCACCAGGGAGAUGCUGGCCGCGCUGGGCAUAACGACUGGCAGGCCGUCCGGUUUGGCCGGCAUACUGAUGCCCAACCUGGGGAUGAUGAGCGCAGCCGCCGCCCUGGCGCCCAACCAGUGUGGCAUCUGUUUGCGGGUGCUGAGCUGCCCACGGGCACUCCGCCUGCACCAGGCCACGCACCUGGGCGAGCGGCCCUUCCCCUGCAAGCUGUGCGGACGCUCGUUCUCCACCAAGGGCAGCCUCAGGGCACACCUGGCCACACACCACGCGCGCCCGCCCAACGCUCGCGCCCAGAAUUCGUGCCCGCUGUGCCAGCGCAAGUUCACCAACGCCCUGGUGCUCCAGCACCACAUCCGCAUGCACCUGGGUGGCCAGCUGCCACCAGAGGGCGAGGGAGAGCUGAACUCAGAAGCCACGGAGCCGGAUUCCUUCUCUUUGUUCCAGGAGUCGGAGAGUGGCGCCAGCACCAUGGGGCCCAGAGCGGUCAGUUCCGUUUCCUCGGGUGGCGAAUUGAAGAGCACAGACCAUGGCCAGAGCACAGAAUGUAGCACAUCUGUGAGCAGCUCUGUGUCUCUAUCUGUCGGCGGCGGUAUCAGUGGGGUGUCCCUGUCCACUGCAGGCAGCCCCAGACGGCCUUACAGCCCUGACCCGGUCCCACCCUCCGACCUCAGCCCUGACCCCAACCUAAACCCCGCCACUCACGUUCCCCCGUCAGGCAGCGUGGAACCGCCUGUCCUGAGUGCCAGCGUUCCACCACCGCCACUCCCGCCACCCAAGCCUCUCUCCCCGUCUCCUACUCCUGCUGCUGCUGCUUCUCCAGAAUGUUCUACCCUCGGUGACCCUCACGUGGAAAACCCUGUCGUCGCAACCCCGGCCAGAAGCGCCACCUCUGCCCCGUGCUCCCCCGUGGUGACCAAACCCAGCAGUCCUCUGAGUCUACUCGGGGACAAUGACAAUGACCUGAGCGAUCCCCCAUCGUUCCUCUCCUUGUUUCCAGCUGGCAGCAGGUCAGAUCUGGAGAGUCUUCCAAGCAUGUCUUCAGCACAGAGUUCUUCAGCACAGCCCCCGCCUCAGUCCAGUGCCAGCUCUCCACCUUACUCGAUGCCAACCUUGGGCACUGCGAAUCAAACAAGCUCACUCGAUGUGGACUUGGGUGAUGCCCAGCCUGAGAGAGCCUGCAGCCCAGAACCCAGUGAGGAAAGCAAGGUGGAGGGGCCUUCCUGUUCAACACCAAAGAUCUCCCAAAUGGUGACCACCAGCCUGGAUGGGGGCAACCAGCCAGUGCCAAUGCUGGACACUGUGGACAAGGACAGAGUUGAACCUCCUCAAGAGGCCUCAGAGCAAGCGCUCAAACAGCUGAUAGGGUUGAGGAUGGAGAGCUUCUCCUCUCCUCCUCCUCCUCCUGUGAAGGAUGAAAUGAUGGAUCCUGGGAAAAAAGCGGGUCCCGAGCAGGAACAGGCGGAGACGGUGAUGCCCAUCAGCCUUGCACCGACUCUGCCACACCCUGCAGCGCGGCCAGAGAAGAAGACUUACUGCUGCUCUGAAUGCGGGAAGGAGUACGCCAGCCGCAGUGGUCUGAAGGGCCACAUGAAACACCAUGGUGGAGCAGUUGUCAAGCCUACACGCACCCCUGCGAGAUCUACGCGCUUCAGUUCCGAGCGUCACACUGCCACCUCCAUGUCCUCUCCCCUUCCUGCCCCGCCAGCUACCGCCACCCGGGCAUCCGUCAACUUCUGGAACCAGUACCAGGCCUUCCUCAACACCAACAGUGGAACCCCAGCCGAUGACACGUCUCCCGGCCUUGUCAGUCAGAGCCAAGGGGGGUUGGAGAUGCCUCAGUUAUCCGAUUCUCCAAUCAGGUCGCAGCUGAUGAUGGAAAUGGCUUCAGGGAUUGGCUCCUUGGAGAAGGAGGAUGAAACGGAUGAGUGAGGUGAUUUACAGACCAGUGUUCUGGUGCUUUUAAACAGUUCUAUGCCUUUAGACAAAAAAAUGUACAUUUAUGUUUUCAUAUAGUUUCACUUCUUGUCAGUCUUUUUGCUAGUCUAUGAGUCAUUGGCUUGAUUUGUUGGUUGUUUAAUGUGAUGGUUGUGCUGUUUUUUCUUUCCUCAAAGAGGACAACUUGGGAAAAAAAUAUAGCCUAAAUGUAGCAUACAAACUCUUUACAUGAUUUGACAGCAUUAAAAUAUUUUGACCCGGUUUUAAAAGACAUGUUUUAAAGAAAAAAAUGGUGAGCUAGCAAAACCUGAAAAUCAGGAAAGCAUCUUCUUCAACAAAAAGUAGAAAAAAUUAGAAAAUCUGUUAAGACGUGAAGAAAUAACAGGGAAAAGACUAGGGGUCUCUAAACUUUGUACAUAUGACCCAACGCUUCAGAUAUUUGUGACUGGCUCAUGUAUUACUGUGCAGUUAUUAAAUUGUGUCAAUAUGACUUACAUUUUAUCCUCCUUACACUAAUAAACUAAAGAAGGCCCACCUGUCUCAGCAGAGUAUUAAGUUAAAUUAAUAACUAACGGUAGCCAUUUGUGAAUUGUUUGGCUGUAAUGUUUACUGUUUGGAUCCACAGUGCCGUAUGUUGUCUGUUUUUUCAGUUUUAGUUCCUCUAAAUGGAGCUAUUUUUUGUUACUGUUUUAUCUUUUCAAACCAGUAAAUCAGACAUAUUAGUCUGUACCUUUCGUGAGUUGUUAUUUCAGUGUAUGCUCAAAACUGAAGAGUAAAAUAAAAGUUUGGUAAUGAUACCAUUA
Molecule: messenger RNA, 5693 nt
Organism: Alosa sapidissima (American shad)
Lineage: Eukaryota; Metazoa; Chordata; Actinopteri; Clupeiformes; Clupeidae
Gene: sall2
Product: spalt-like transcription factor 2
Exons: 3
Coding region: 448-4884 (1478 amino acids)
Biological process (GO): regulation of transcription by RNA polymerase II
Cellular component (GO): nucleus
Molecular function (GO): DNA-binding transcription factor activity, RNA polymerase II-specific; RNA polymerase II cis-regulatory region sequence-specific DNA binding
Source: RefSeq, a predicted model, not a curated record